Dromaius novaehollandiae (emu) is the source of this 3353-nucleotide messenger RNA. It is a transcript of the gene OIP5, whose product is annotated as Opa interacting protein 5. The transcript is spliced from 5 exons. NCBI's taxonomy places the organism in Eukaryota, Metazoa, Chordata, Aves, Casuariiformes, Dromaiidae. Gene Ontology annotation, biological process: CENP-A containing chromatin assembly; chromosome segregation. Gene Ontology annotation, cellular component: chromatin; chromosome, centromeric region; nucleus. Bases 36 to 785 code for a protein of 249 amino acids. The record is from RefSeq and is a predicted model, not a curated record.
CCAGUGGUAACGCAGAGCUGUGUUACCACUCUCCAAUGGGGAAACCGAGAAGACGGGUGCUGCUCUCGAACACAGGGCGGGAGAAGAUGGCGGUGCGGCGGCGUCUGCAGGAGCUGUUCCAGGACCCACAGCUCGGCGGCGUCAUCACCGUGGAGCGGCCGCUGCCACCGCCGCCCCCCGCAGCCGCGCGGGUCCAGCAGCCGCCGCCGGCCGCGGGCUCGGUGGGGGCGCCGCGGCGGCUGCGGCCGGAGGAGUGGGCCGUGUUCCAGUGCCGCGGCUGCCGGGCGGUGCUGGGGGACUCGCUGCACCUGUGCGCGCAGGAGGAGCGGCGCCUCGGGCUCCUCGCCUGCCUCAAAGUCACGAAUGACGUUGUUUGGGAAGAGUCGCUAAUGAUCGGCCUUGAAGGAGCCCUCCUAGGGUGCACUUUCAAUGCAUUAUUCUGUCGUUCAUGUGGCUUGAUUGUGGGCUUCAUUCUAUAUUCUACUUUCAGUGAUCUGGCUUAUCUCCGAGGCUUCUUCUGUUUCUUCAAGGACAGCAUCCUUUGUUAUCUCUUAAAAAAUAAAAUGAUAAUAGAAGCCUCUAAGGUAAAAUUUCCUGCUUUGAGCCUAAAGGAAGAACUCGGAAAACUAAAAGAAAAGCUUGUGACGGUCCACAUGCGCCUAGAAUUGCUGAUGAAGAAGAUGGAGGAAUUGAACCAAAAGAAUAAUGUGGCAGAAAAGCAAAGCACUGCAUCAGAUGCAGCUGGCCUCAUGCCACGAUAUGCAAUAGUCAAGAUGAACAAAUAAUAUGCCAUUUUAAAGAACUACUGGAAUUGUUUCUGCAUCUCUGCAGGGUUUGUUCAUUAUGAGGAAAUAAUGCACCAGAAUAUGUCAGAGACUUAAUCUGUCACUUUAUCUAUGUAUAGAAAGAACUUAUGCUAAAGCGCACCUCUUCAAACUAGGGGGAAUACCUGAAAAUCUUAACAUCCUGAAGCUACGCUGUGAAAAACAAAUAGCUCACCCUUACAGCACAGUACUCUCUGAAGCAGUAGAACCACUGCUGUGGUUCUCCCUAAAAACUUUAGGGGAAAAAAGCAGACUUUAAAAAGUUGAACUCAGGUUUUAGGGACUAUAUAAAACAUACCAAUAAGGUGAUAUACAAGAGGAACCAUUAUAAAUGAAACCUUCUUACAGAGAUCUAGAAUAUUUUGUCUUAUCUUUUCAUAUGGAUACAAUGUUUAUGGCAGCUAGCUGUUGGUCAAGUGGCUUGUUAGCCACAUCAGGUAUGAGAAGCACUGCUAAAUGGUGUCCUGGUAGUUCUUUUAAACUUACUUCUGUGCAUGGCCUGCAAAAGGGGCCAGCUAGCAUGUCAUAGAGGCUGCACAGCACGCUUGAUGCAUGGGCAUGGAAGGCACAUUGCUACCUGGAGCACAAGAUUUCGCACUAUAAGUUCAAGCACAGUGCAAGUGCCUGCCAAGUCCUCUGGAAGAGCAGCUUCGUGGCUGCACUGGGCUGGGUCGGUUUCUGUCUGCUCUGUUGGCCUCAGACCGUGGGCAACUGCCUUUAAUAGAUUUGAGCCCAUCUCUCUGAGGUUGAAACCAUGAAACUAAGGAAAGCUCUUUUCACCUCUCUUCCCUUCUGCUCACUCAUGGCUCUGCUGAAGCUGUGAUAGUCUACCUGCUGCCUUCCCUUGGCCAGUCAAGCUGUUUCACAAAACAUAGCGAAAGGGUCCUCAUUAGCAUUUCUGUUAGUUUUGCAUAGGUUCUGCUCCUCUCCAAACAUUUAGAAACUCUUUUGAUGGAGAGGAAAGAAUGCUACUUAACCCUUGUUAUUGGGACAGAACAUCUUAGUCCUUAAUUCUCAGUAGUUGGAAGAUUAAGGGUCCUUUUCCUCUCCCUCCUGCUGCCUAAAAGUUUGAUGUUUUAAAGCUUCCAUUAAGCUUAGUAAUUGCCCGUAAUAGUCUAGAGAGGAAUGUAUUUACUUGAUUGACUUAAUUCUGGUGAUGUGAUUUGCCCUCCCCUGCUUCCACACUAUACUCUGUGUAUCAUGGUCUUAGUUGUUUUGAUCUAUUUGUAAAAUAACUCUUAUAAUUGAUUGGAGGGGAGGGGAUGAAACUCACUGCAAGGCACCCUAGGGGUUUAGAUGGGCAGCUGGUACUUAUUCUGCUACUUAUGUACAGUGUACUGCUUUUUGGUUAACACUUCUGGAUGCUCUCGAAGUUUGUUCUGAUUGAGCUAUAGCAUAGAAUAUCAACAGCUGUUCUGCUGCAAGAGGAGCAGGUCUCCUUCAGUUAAAUUAUGGUACUAUAUGCUACCGGAAUGACUAUUAUUGCUAGUUCUAGAUCUUUGAAAGGCAUGAGUGCAGAAAUGCAGUGCUUUUCAAUGACUGCUAAAUUCAAGAUAUCAAAAGUAACUACUUGAAAUAACAUCUUGCAGGAGCAUAAUGUUUUCAUUCUCUGUAAUGAUAAAUGUUAUCCUCUCUAAAAAGAGCUCUAGCACCCAUAUCCAGGGAGCUGUUCUUUUUAGAGUUGUCAUUGUAUAUUCGUGUAAGGUUGUAAUUGCUGUAUUUGAUUACUUCAUUAUUAAGAACAAGGAUUUUUUUAUAAAGUGUUCUAAGUGACUUCUGCACCAUGUUUAAGGGCCUGUUGGUCUUUAAGUGGGGUCUUGUGACAAAACUCAUUUUGUAUGAACAUCCACCCAUCUCAGGUGAACGUUUUCAGUUGUAUAACUUCACUUUUUGUCUUAAUUUCUACGUGAUGGCCCUUUUGUUGUUGCAUCAGUCUUGGUUGAUUGAUUGAUGGGACUAUUGAAAGAAACAUGACUGAUAAUGGGACUAUUUACUUUUGCCCUUUCAUUUUGGUUUCUGCAUUGAUUUUGCUUCUUACUAUAUACUUUACAUCUACUCUGUGUAAUGUAAAUAGUGGUAGUGUCUUGCUUCAUGUUUAAUAUUCUGGAUGCAGGAAUCGUAUUCACUGAAUUUAGCUAAGCAUCCCUAAGUGGAAAAAGAAGCUGUCAGUUAUAUUUGUUAUGAUUUUUACCUUUACAGUUGUAAAGAAGAAACUUUCUUUAAUUAAAAAAAACCCCUGAAAUUCAGAAAUACAUGUUAUACAGAUCACAUGUACUAUCAUGUGAGUCUUGAGUUGACUUCUUUUACUUAGGUUAUGUUUGCAGCAAAGACCAUCAAUUUAUCUUGUACAUGCAGAUCCUGGCUUAUUAUGAAGCACUGCAUUAAUGCAAUGCAUUCCUUGCAUUACUUUGCCUGCUUAGCAUAAGCAACUGUCCAUGAUUUUAAGCAGUAAGUAUGUGCUAAAUAAUAGUUGGUAAACUUUCUCAGGCUAAUAUUAAAGUACAUUUCACUAACCUUUGGAACUGGAAA